AACCUCGGGAUGCUGAACAAUUGUUAGCCCUGGGGGAUAAAUUAUUCAUGUCGCAAUGCAGAGUGAUCUUUCAAUGUCCAAGUGCCAGUUCAGAGGCAGUGGACUUUUACCUUUGUGACUUGAGCCUAAACUUCCUGGUAGGAGGACAGUCCUUUCUUUCAUCUGACUGACGGGAAUCCAGAGGUACUCCUCAGACUUUUACGCUCUACAGUGCUCAAUACCCUGUGUUGUCGGGACGGUAACCAGUCAUUUGCAGUUUAUUACUGGACAGCAAAGUCCUCAUAUUGAGAGCGACUGUGACAGAGUUGAGCUGAAGGGUCGCUGCUGUUUACAAAGAAAGAGGAAGGAUCAAUUUGAAGGAUCUGAUGACAAGUUACAGCAAUCAAGGAUUUUUCAACCCUGCAUAUCAUGACAGCGAGACUCUGGAAAUUGAUAGAAGGACUUCCAGCAAAACCCAUCAUGCUAAUCCCUAUGCCGGGGAAGUCCCAGCCGGGUGGGAUGAGAGGGCUAACAAUGAUGGUGCUGUAGGGAGAGCACCCCAGGGUGGCUGGCAGGAGGAGAGCUGGAGGGGUAGAGGAAACAUCCCAAUGGACCUCAUCUCCACACACCCAAGGAGUCCUUCAUGGCAUCACGGACUCAAUCGCAGUACAUUUGGAAUGGACCCUGAUUACAAUCAGUCGACAUCUAUUCGGCUUCCUUCUUCUUCAGGAAAUGUGACAAUGAGAUGGAGAGGAAUAGCGAUGAGAAGGAUGAGCAUGUUUCCUAAUGCAGAUCCUGCCCAUACAGCUUUCACAGAGGAUGCCAUCAGGAAUGAGAUGGAAAAUGAGGAACAAAACUUGGUCAAGGAACUUGUUGCUCUGUCAACACGAGACAGAAUCCAGGCCAUCCGGGAUCUUCCAGUGAGCUUUGAAGAGAAGAAAUGUAUCAGGAACCAAGUAUUGGCAUUCAAGUCUUCCAAGAAGUCUCGCCAAUUCACAUGUUUAGCAGAUUGCUCUGAAAAUUUAUCACUGUUUAUACGAAGAAGUGGAUACAGCUUAAGGUCAGCCAAGCAGACCCUGGAAUUGUGGCAAGGCAUCAUGAAGGAGAUUGGUGGCAAGUUUGGGACCAGCGUCCUCACUUAUUUUGUGUUCCUGAAGUGGCUUCUCGUGUUUAACAUUUUCUCAUUCCUGGUCAACUUUGGCUUUAUCACCAUCCCACUGCUUGUUUAUGAGCACUCUCCCAACAGUUCUCAGAGUGUGAACAACACACCUCCAGCUGUGAGCUUCAGAGGACUGGAGUUACUAACUGGAGCUGGUUACUUCGGCUAUACCGUCAUGUACUAUGGUAGCUACAGCAAUGAAACUCUUGUGGGUCUGGUGGACUACAACAUGCAGCUGGCCUAUUUCUUCACCAUUGCAGUCUACAUGGUGCUGUGUGGAAUUGUGCUUAUUUUCAGCGUGGCAUUCUAUUUUAAGAACAACUAUGUGCUAGCAGACCCGGCAUCAAACAGUGCAUGGCAGCUUCUUUGCACCUGGGAUUUUAGUGUAACCAAUGAGAAGGCAGUGAAACAGCGGAAGAACAACCUCUCUGUCCAGCUCAAGGAGUCGUUAUCAGAAAAGGCCCAGCCGGAGCGCCUCACAGUCACUGAAGAGCUGAAGCUCUAUGGGAUUCAUUUCGGUUGCUGGCUUCUCUCCACAAGCUCGGCUGUUGGCUGUGCAGCCAGUAUCUACUUUCUCUGCCAGUAUGAGCAGAAGCGGGUAACAGAUGCUGCCAGUUGGUCCCUGCAAGAGGAGGCAGAGACACUCCUGGUUCCCUUUGUGGUGUCUCUGAUGAACCUGGCUGUCCCGCUCUUCUACUCCUUCUUCAAUAAAUUUGAGCAGUACUCCAGCCACCGCAAGCAGAUAUACGCUCUGGUUGUCAGAAAUGUCUUACUCAAGAUGUUCAUUCUGUCUGUUUUGUGUUAUCAUUGGAUGAAUGAGGUCGCCAAGAAUUUUUCGUGUUGGGAGUCCAUGGUAGGGCAGGCUUUGUACCGCCUGGUCUUUUUUGACUUCCUUUUUCUGAUGUUGGGCUCCUUCUAUGGAGAGUUUCUUAGCAAUGUGAUUGGGACCAAAUGUAUACCACGAAUGGGGGUUCCUGAGUUUGACAUAGCCAGAAAUGUCCUUGAACUCAUCUAUUCACAAACACUUGCCUGGAUUGGAAUCUACUUCUCUCCUCUGCUACCUGUCAUGCAGAUUCUCAAAUUCUUCAUCUUGUUUUAUCUAAAGAAGGUCAGUCUGACACAGAACUGUCAGCCCCCGCGGCAAUCCGGCAGGGCAGCUCAGAUGCAAACCAUCUUCAUCUUCCUUCUCUUCUUCCCUUUCUUUGUGGGAGCCCUGUCAGUUGUUGCAUAUACUGCCUGGAGACUGACUCCCUCAAAGCAGUGUGGCCCCUUUCGUGGACUCAACAAUGCCUUCAGUGUGGUUGGCGUCUGGAUAGAUGAUCUAAAGCCGAUCCCAGGCUCUCAGUGGGUCAUCUGGAUCUAUGAUCAUGUCAUCAGGAGUGAAAUCUUCUAUUUUCUCAUCACACUCAUCAUCCUUGUCAUCAUAUACAUAUUAUGGCAAGUCACUAAUGGCCGAAAGGAGCUUAUUCGCCGUCUGAGACAACAAAUUGUUAAUGAAGGGAAAGACAAGUCCUUCUUAUUAGAAAGGCUACAGGACCUGCAGAAAUCACUCCCAAACAAAAACACCAAACAGAAGAAACAAAAAGGGAACACAAAACAUUAUUCAGAUGCUCACUCCUCUGGUGGUCAGUCCAACUCAAACGCCAUGAUUCAAGCUUUACUCGCACGGCAGCAGCUUGAGGAGGAGGAGGAAAGAAACAGCAUUGGUGGAGUACCUGUUCCUUUGGACAUUUCCACCUCUAGUGCUCUGACACAAGCCAUGUUGGCCCGUCAAGUAGCUGACCAGGAGAAUGAAGAUUUGUACCAGACGCCUGAGAAAAAUCUGUCAUCUUCCAGUGCACUUGCUCAGGCCAUGGCAAUGAGGCACAGGGUGGAGGAUGAGGAGAGUGAUGAAUAUGACACUACAGUUUUUUCUGGAAACCCUUUCAACAGAUCCAGCGCCAUCACACAGGCCAUGCAAGCCAGAAGAAGAGCAGAGGAAGACACAGAAGAUGGCAUGGGCGACCUUCCGUCUCCAGUGUCAAGUGUUAUGAUGCAAGCCAUGCAAGCUAGGCAGAGAGUGGAGGAAGAGGACAGGAUUCAGUGGGUCCCUGCUCCUCCACAAAACCCUGGUGCUUCAGGCUCCAACGCUCUUAUCCAGGCUAUGCUGGCCCGACAGCAGGCCCAGAAUGAAUAUGAUGAUGGUUACUGAACAAAAUGCUCUGAGCUUUAACUUGCUGUGA
Molecule: messenger RNA, 3360 nt
Organism: Archocentrus centrarchus (flier cichlid)
Lineage: Eukaryota; Metazoa; Chordata; Actinopteri; Cichliformes; Cichlidae
Gene: tmc5
Product: transmembrane channel like 5
Exons: 21
Coding region: 366-3329 (987 amino acids)
Cellular component (GO): plasma membrane
Molecular function (GO): mechanosensitive monoatomic ion channel activity
Source: RefSeq, a predicted model, not a curated record